This is a messenger RNA of Antechinus flavipes (yellow-footed antechinus), 3761 nucleotides long. RefSeq names its product RAB guanine nucleotide exchange factor 1 (gene RABGEF1). Gene Ontology annotation, biological process: vesicle-mediated transport. The record is from RefSeq and is a predicted model, not a curated record. The transcript has 7 exons. Lineage: Eukaryota; Metazoa; Chordata; Mammalia; Dasyuromorphia; Dasyuridae. Gene Ontology annotation, molecular function: zinc ion binding; small GTPase binding; guanyl-nucleotide exchange factor activity. The coding region runs from base 1036 to 2013 and encodes 325 amino acids. Gene Ontology annotation, cellular component: cytosol; endocytic vesicle.
UGCAUAAAAUCCAAAGAUGUUCAUACAGAGUGCUGGAGUAGGUUGAUUUACUUCUUCAGAAAAACAUUUCCUUCAUGAAUGUAUUAUAUCUCUUCCUGGAUAAGCAGGACUUCUAAGCUUGCUGGUGGGUGUCCCUAAUUACCAGUAAUGGUUCCUCUACAUUUGGAGCGGGGUGGAAGCUGCAGAAUUCUGUCAGGAAGACUCAAAAGGCCCCGAAAGAUCUGGCAAGCUGAGAUUUUGUGGAGGGAGAUCCUUUUUCUUUGGAAGAGCUCUGUCUUUUUUUUUUUUUUUUACUCAUGUCUGUCACCAUAAAAAUCACAGUCCUUUUUCUGCAUGUAGAAGUGGGUUUGUUUUGUGGGAUGGGGGAGGUAAUGGAGAAGAGGUUUGAUUUUUGGAAUGGCCUAGAACAUGUUUUCAGUCUCUCCCCAGCUCUUUAUAUUCCAUCAUGCUCAUGUAUACCAGUCAUCCAGACUCAUUCUUUCCUGUUGAAUGGGGCUGGCAGACAGACUGAGAAAUGGGUGAGCUCAUUUGAGACCUCUCUGGUUUACAUCCAGUUUUUUCCUUUCUUAUCAAGUAUUGGACAGGGGAGAGGGGUGGGUUUGGACAGUAGGAUAUUGAGACAGGCCGGGAUGGCCCAAUCAUUUCUUCAACCGCCCACAAUUCUCUUGUGUCCUUGAGCACAUCUGCCCAUUGUCAGUUUGCCCACUGUCUGUUUUGUGAUAUCCAGAUUUUUUUGAAUAAAAUCUGCUUUCCAAAUCCUCUGUGGCUUUUCAGAGUGAGUGAGGAAAAGCAUCGGGUGGCACUUCCCAGAGAUCUUGGCAGCGAGCAGCGUGAGAAUGCUUCACCUACAAACACUGUCCGGCAGCGGCUUGUCCUAACACAGAGAUUCCGGAGGCAAAAGCUGCGAGCCCUUCCCUUCACCGGCAGGCCAGCCUGGAGACGGACAGGGCGUCCAAGGAGUUCAUAGAAUUUCUUAAGACCUUCCACAAAACAGGCCAAGAUAUCUACAAGCAGACCAAGAGUUUUUUGGAAGCCAUGCACCACAAACGGGAGCUGAGUAUUGAGGAGCAGUCGGAGCACGCCCAGGACUUUUACCAGAACGUGGCCGAGAGACUGCAGACCCGGGGGAAAGUGCCCCCAGAGAAGAUGGAGAAGGCCAUGGAUCAGAUUGAGAAGUACGUCAUGACACGCCUGUACAAGUAUGUGUUUUGUCCGGAAACCACUGACGAUGAGAAGAAGGAUCUGGCUGUUCAAAAGCGGAUCAGAGCCUUACACUGGGUUACUCCACAGAUGCUUUGUGUCCCUGUUAAUGAAGAAAUCCCAGAAGUCUCUGAUAUGGUCGUAAAAGCCAUUACAGACAUUAUUGAGAUGGAUUCCAAGCGUGUCCCCCGAGACAAGCUGGCCUGCAUCACCAAAUGCAGCAAACACAUCUUCAACGCUAUUAAGAUCACCAAGAACGAGCCAGCCUCAGCUGAUGACUUCUUACCCACCCUCAUCUACAUUGUCCUGAAGGGCAACCCCCCACGACUGCAGUCCAACAUCCAGUAUAUUACCCGUUUUUGUAAUCCAAGCCGACUGAUGACUGGGGAAGAUGGCUACUACUUUACCAAUUUGUGUUGCGCGGUGGCUUUCAUCGAGAAACUGGACGCUCAGUCUUUGAAUUUAAGUCAGGAGGACUUUGAUCGCUACAUGUCCGGCCAGACUUCUCCAAAGAAGCAGGAGUCUGAGCGCUGGGCUCCCAAUGCAUGCCUAGGGGUCAAACAGAUGUAUAAGAACUUGGAUCUUCUCUCUCAACUGAAUGAGCGACAAGAAAGGCUCAUGAGCCAGGCCAAGAAGCUGGAAAAAGACCUCAUCGACUGGACUGAUGGGAUUGCGAAGGAGGUUCAGGACAUCGUGGAGAAGUAUCCCCUGGAAAUCAAGCCCCCAAGCCAACCCCUAGCAGCCAUUGACUCGGAGAAUGUCGAAAACGACAAGCUCCCUCCUCCCCUGCAGCCUCAGGUCUAUGCAGGAUGAUGUCCAUUUACCUGGGGAGUGUUGGCUGGGACCCCGACCAAAUUAGGCCGCAGUACUCACUUCCUGCCGAUUGGAAGCCAGCAUAGGAGGAAGGACAUGCUUAGGAGGGUUAAAGGAGUACAUUUUUCAAGGUACAGUUGUGGGGGGUGGGGCUAAUGUGUAAUAAAUACUAUUUAUUUUAGUUAUUAAAGUAGGUUCUUAUGAGGCUUUUGUGUAUUUUUUUAACUGAACCUGCCUUUUCUACACAAAGCCGUUGUCAUUUUUAAGAAACACUAGCAUCAUUAACAAAUUCUUAAUGCUUCCUCCCAGGCAUGCACUCUGAUUUGGUUAAAUCAUCACUUUAAUCGUAAGGCGGCUAGCUUGAGGUCAUGUACGUUCAAGAGUCGAGCGGGAACUCCACGGUACUACUGUCCCCACCUCUGAGAUUAUUUUGUAAUUAAAAAGAUGGAAAAUAUAUUGAUGAGUAAAUAUGUAGAAUUGUAAAUAUGUAAAGAAAAUCAGAAUUUCUGCUGUGCAUGGCAACGUGUGAGCUGAUGUUCUUAGUGUAACACGAUGUAUGGCCGUCCGCCUUUCUGACCUCCACUGUUCGUUUGUUGUUCGGCCCUUUUAAACGAGCCUGGCAGAAUUUAGAUGUUCAGGUGUUCAAGACCGAUCCCUUUUUGUAGCGCGGUGCGGGUGCUGACUCUGUGAUUCAGUCAGCGGGAGGUUCAGACGCAAACCAGGACCUCAUCCAGGGUAUCGAUUGUCUUUCCCUCACGUCAUGUCACUGUUUAUUAUGGAGUCCAUCAAAUACUUGGAACCACACUGUCGCCCUGACCACUGAGAUGGUCCAUCUUUGCGUGAGUCUCCUUUGCUCAGGACGGCUGAUAUGUGAAGGCCGCUGGCCUAGGGCUCAGGCAGAGGGGAUUAAAGAACGGCGGUCAGUGGUGGCCCCGGGCGGAAGUGGCUAUGACCUCCCUGCUAAGGACCCGCCCUUUGUCAUAGGUGCCUAGCCGUGCCUGUCAUUUGGGCCUCGGCCUUGUUAUGGAUGGACCAAGACGGCCGUCCCAUAUUCCCUGCUCCUGAACAAGCAAGCAGAGACCGCGCCCUCUCGUCAGCUGUCCUCAACCACUGAACGGUACAUUCUGGGCCCGGUGCCUCUCAGCCCGGCACUUUGCCAUUGGGUGAAACUGCUGAGGCCGCCCACAGGAGGGAGGCCUGUAUUCCGGGGGAACAUUUUCUCUCCUCUGUCAUUCCUUCUUUCGGCUGAGUCUCAGCAGGGCAUCCACCGUGCUUUCCCAAGGCAGCUUCUGGAGCGAUGACGUGUUCGACCGUCAUUGGGAAUGGCUUCCUUGUUCUCUCCCUGCUCCUAGCGCAGCUCCCAAGCUUGCAGUGAUUUCGGGCCCCAGUUGUGAUGUCUGUACAUACGUACACACACACACACACACACACACACACACACACACACACACACUUUAUUGGAUAAGCUGCCACCUGGUGCCCAGCUUCUCCCAGCCAGGACCGGUCCCCAGAAAUGCUCCCAUAGAUGAAGCCGGUAACUCAGUGGCUGAGCAGCUGCUGCUGCUGCUCUUACAUAAUCUAUAACCCAGGCAACUCUUUGGAAAGGGGCUGCUUUUCCUUCGGGUUUCCUUGCAUUCUCUAGGUGCUAAUCCAGGUACAUGCACAGUCUCACUUUCCCCCAAAUGUACAAAACUUCUUACUGCUGUACACUGCUUUUGUGGAAUAAAAAUAUGGACGCCACCCUCUCA